UGGAUUCCAUAUUUUGGGCGCAAAUUCUGACUGACGGCUGUUUCUCUUUCUAGUCGCAGCCAUAGCCAUAGCCGAAUUGAGCCACAAACGACGGCGGUUUUGGCAGGCAGUUGGCGGCAGUCCCCUUUGAAUCCGUGAUAGACAUUGAACACGAUGAGCAGUUCAGAGACGGACGACGAUAUUCCCGAUGGCAAGGUCUGCCAACAGUUGUGCGAAGAGUUCGCUUCCAUUACUCAAACGGACACGGCCUGCGCACAGUUUUACUUGCAAGACAGGUCGUGGAACUUGGAGAGAUCUGUGAACGACUUUUUCGAAGACAGAAACAACAAAGGCGCUGUCCGAGUGUCGGGGACGGAUAAUCGAGCAGACGUCGUUCUUGUCGUCGAUGGCAGUCGUCCCACCCUCGCUGCGGCUGCGACAGCCAUCUUUGCCGAAGCUGCAACCAGCAGUAUGUCUGGAGCGCCUCCAAGCGUGGAACAAGAUCCAGGCACACUGAAGUUCAUCACAUGGAACAUAGAUGGCAUUGAUGACAAGAACCUGCUACUCAGAACAAAGGCAGUCUGCUCUAUUAUUGAAAGCUCUGGCAUUGAUGUUGUGUUCCUUCAAGAGGUGGUGCCCACGUCUGUCAAGGUUAUGGAGCAGUCUCUGCCAGGUUACAAGCUCCUGGUUGGGAACACUGUUGAGUACUUCACAGCAACACUGCUCAGGAAGAGUAGGGUGAAAUAUGAGAGUCACGAAGUCUACCCGUUUUCAAACACGGCAAUGGGAAGAAAUGUUACCUAUGUCAAAGCAAGUUUCAACAACAGGCCCUUGACGCUGCUGAAUACCCACCUCGAGAGCACGGCAGAGUUUGCAAAACCAAGGAAAGUGCAGCUGAGAAGGUGCCUCAGGAAGUGCAUCAAAGAGCCUGCUGAACGAAGUGUCAUCUUCGCUGGAGACUUGAACCUGAGAGACAGUGAGCUCGACGACCUGGGCGGCCUUCCACACGGUUUCGAAGACGUCUGGGAGUCUUGCGGACAGCGCAAGGAAGCCCGCUACACUUGGGACAUGACCCGCAACGACAACGUCACGUGGAACGGGCGUUUCAAACCGCGGUGCCGUUUUGACCGCGUCUACUUCAAGCGUUCCAAGCCCACCGGCCUCAUGCCGGUGUUUUUUGGCCUGAUUGGCCUCGAGAGGCUGAAGCCGCACCGGUGUUUUCCCAGCGACCACUGGGGAAUCAUGAGCUGUUUUAAAGUUGCCUGAUGGGUCACAGCCUGUCCGAGUUGUGCAUAUUGCGAGAAAGAGCUGAACGAUGCAAAUAUAGAAUUUGUGUGAGGAUCCACAUGCCAGCCUUGUGACUCUUUCAUUUAUGGAAAUACACUGGUCCUGUUUUAAUGUACAAUUUUAUGUUUCAUUUGACUUGUUGUUGUGAUAUUAAACUUGAUUUCUGACAUU
Molecule: messenger RNA, 1437 nt
Organism: Ixodes scapularis (black-legged tick)
Lineage: Eukaryota; Metazoa; Arthropoda; Arachnida; Ixodida; Ixodidae
Product: tyrosyl-DNA phosphodiesterase 2
Exons: 6
Coding region: 154-1245 (363 amino acids)
Biological process (GO): double-strand break repair
Cellular component (GO): PML body; cytoplasm
Molecular function (GO): protein binding; single-stranded DNA binding; 5'-tyrosyl-DNA phosphodiesterase activity
Source: RefSeq, a predicted model, not a curated record